Messenger RNA from Aaosphaeria arxii CBS 175.79, 514 nucleotides. RefSeq lists its product as uncharacterized. Bases 110 to 514 code for a protein of 134 amino acids. The transcript is spliced from 2 exons. The record is from RefSeq and is a predicted model, not a curated record. Lineage: Eukaryota; Fungi; Ascomycota; Dothideomycetes; Pleosporales.
UCUCACUCGCUUUUCUCCAUCCUUCUGCCACGACGGAUUUCUCUUCACAAAACCACACAUUAAUUACCAAUCAUCUGAGACACGUCUAUAUCAUUCUUGAUCGCUUGCCAUGUCGUUCACCUCCCAAUCCAUUAUUACCCCUGUGGAUCUAGUUCCGCCUGCGCAAAUAACAGAUCCCAUCACUGUCAUCACUUCCUCAUUUGUAGACACGGUGAACGACGAUGAAGAGGAGGAAUUUGAAGAAGCUUUCCUGCCAUCUAAUUUUGGAGUAACAGGCCACGAGCCAAACACCAAUCCAUCGAACUGGCCAGCAGAGCACCAUCGAAUGCCACCGCAUCGUCCUCCGGUCUUACAUCCACAAUGGGUAGCUGUUGGGGGCCCUCUGCCUAUGAGAAUGUUUCUAUGGAUCAUGUUCUGUGGAUGUCAAUUACUGCAAUAUGGAUAUUCCAUCGCCAGGGCUACUGGUUUACACGAUCGAGGUUAUGGCAUGUAUCAGAUUGGGAACGAGUGGUGA